AAACCUCGGGAUUGUCCCUUUUGUCGCUCCUACUUGAUACGAGCGCUCUACACACAUCCACAAACAAACUCGACACGAGCGAGCUUUGAGAGUCUGGGAAACUAUCCCAUUUUCAUCUCCGGACGCACGACGCAACAAUGUCCAACCAAGGAUACUAUCAAGGCCAAGGCGCUCCUCAGUACCCCCAGCAAAGGUACGUUUCACCCUGCUUCUCGCCGCGCUUGUUAUUUGGGGAAUCCCUUUUAG
Messenger RNA from Bipolaris zeicola 26-R-13, 246 nucleotides. RefSeq lists its product as uncharacterized. The annotation marks the transcript as partial. The record is from RefSeq and is a predicted model, not a curated record. The transcript has a single exon. NCBI's taxonomy places the organism in Eukaryota, Fungi, Ascomycota, Dothideomycetes, Pleosporales, Pleosporaceae.